CGCUCGCAAAGGAGAAGGAGCAAGAUCGAAUGAAAAUUUCUGCAAUGGAACAUCAAUUGCAUCAAUCUGAAUCCAUGUACAAGAUGCAGAUGGAAAGGACAAAUGAACGCUUGAAGCACUACGAGCGAGCUCUUUUCGACACACGUCAGGUCCUUGCGAUGAAAGACACAAAAAUUGCGCAGCUGGAGACAAAUCUUUCUAGGAUGGUGAAUUCAGAUCAAGCCGCCAAGAGCGCUCAGGAGAUUCAGCGUGAGAACGGAGGGAUGCGAGUGCAGCACGUCGACACCAACGUUGUCAGUUAUGGCAGAUCGCCACAGAUGGCUGUUCAACCUCUCCAGCGGUACAGCCCGAAGAGUGAAGGCGAGCAGAGGUCAGUCAUGUAUCAGGAGGCGAAUGUCUCCAAGGUCCCUCUGCAAGUCGGAUCUGACGAGAGCCCCAUCGGCGUUGCUUCCGUGUCGACAUCCAACGCUGGGUAUGUGCAACGAAUGCCCAUGCAGAGAAGCAACGAGUAUUACCCGCCGGCGACCAAUCACAUGCAACAGAUGCAACAGAUGCAUCCAGGGCGAUAUGACGAGAAUCAGUUUUUCUAAAGCUUUUUUCCUCUUGACAGAGCUGAUCAUAUCUUAAAAGAACUGUACACAAUAGUAUGGGCACGCAAGAAACAGUUUUUCACGACUGAUUCGGCAUGAUGUUGUAGUUGGUUGCCAUGAGCACGUGUGCUGAUUUUGAUUAAAACGAUGAAUUGGUG
Molecule: messenger RNA, 748 nt
Organism: Guillardia theta CCMP2712
Lineage: Eukaryota; Cryptophyceae; Pyrenomonadales; Geminigeraceae
Exons: 2
Coding region: 45-590 (181 amino acids)
Source: RefSeq, a predicted model, not a curated record